ACGCGCCCCGCCCCCGUCGCGAGGACGGCGGGAGUCGCGCCCUCAGGUCCUACGCCGCCGAACUUAUUCUAACUUCUUCGGCCGAGCGGGGCCGCGCCGCCGCGCCCAGAUCCUGCUUUUCAGAAGAUGCACUAUUAUAGAUACUCUAACGCUGAGGUCAGCUGCUGGUACAAGUACCUCCUAUUCAGCUACAACAUCGUCUUCUGGUUGGCUGGAGUUGUCUUCCUCGGAGUUGGACUGUGGGCAUGGAGUGAAAAGGGUGUGUUGUCCGACCUCACCAAAGUGACGCAGCUGCACGGGAUUGACCCUGUGGUGCUGGUCCUGGUGGUGGGCGUGGUGAUGUUCACCCUGGGCUUUGCUGGCUGUGUGGGGGCCCUCCGUGAGAACAUCUGUCUGCUCAAGUUUUUCUGCGGAGCCAUUGUGUUCAUCUUCUUCCUGGAGCUGGCUGUGGCAGUGCUGGCCUUCCUGUUCCAGGACUGGGUGAGGGACCGCUUCCGGGAGUUCUUUCAAAAUAACAUCAAAUCCUACCGGGACGACAUCGAUCUGCAGAACCUUAUCGACUCCCUCCAGAAAGCUAACCAGUGCUGUGGUGCGUAUGGCCCAGAAGACUGGGACCUCAACGCCUACUUCAACUGCAGUGGCCCCAGCUACAGCCGUGAGAAGUGUGGGGUGCCCUUUUCCUGCUGCGUGCCUGAUCCCGCGCAAAAAGUUGUCAACACACAGUGUGGAUAUGAUAUCAGGACUCAGUUGAAGAGACAGUGGGAUGAGUCCAUCUUCACAAAAGGCUGCAUCCAGGCACUGGAGGACUGGCUUCCCCGGAACGUCUACAUUGUGGCUGGUGUCUUCAUCGCCAUCUCACUGCUACAGAUAUUCGGCAUCUUCCUGGCGAGGACCCUGAUCUCGGACAUCGAGGCCGUGAAGGCCGGCCAUCACUUCUGAGCGGCGGAGGCGCAUGCGGAGCUGAGCCGUGCUGUAGAGGCGGAGCCGUCGCUGUCGCUGGCCUCACGGGCAGAGAGAGCACCAGCGUGACGUGACCUGUUUCUGCAUGCUGGUGCCAAAGACCACAGGCCCUUUUUCCCUGCCUACCCUCGUGACUGCAUCCCCAGUGGAGUCUGCUCAGAUGGAGAGUGUAUCUUUAAGUGGGGGCUGUGGCUGCGAGCCAGGGACUAACCUAGUCCUUCUGGACCCUAAGAGUGUGUGCAGGACACCCAGCCCCCCACCACUGAGGUCCCUAUGUCCACUCUGUGCUGACUUCUGGGUGAGGGGCCACAUCUCCUGUGAGCAGAUGUGGGCGAGGAGGCCUGCAGGAUGCACAAACCUGCUGUCUCAUCAAGCCAGGUGGCACAGAGGCCCUGCCCGAAACUGGGAUGGGGAGGAGGGGACAAGCAGCCCUCCCUGUGUGCCACUGGGGCCUGCAGUAACACCCAUGUGGGCAGGACCCUUGGCCGUGUCUGUGUGAAGUGAGCCUGAGCCAGUGCGUGGACUGUGCCUUGGGAGAGCCUUAUUGCUGCCCUCCAGGCCCCUUGGCAGCCCGGCACAAGAACUGCCUCCGUCUCAGCAGCAUUAGGCACAUGGGGUGUGGGCAUGGGUCUUCACCAACCCCCAGUGCUCCCUUCCUGAAGUGUACAUAGUUUAUUUAUAGGGGUAACAGCAUCCUCACACCGUUGCUUCCUUCCCCGGCAUCCCCUUCCAAGGAGCCUUAUGUGGUGUCCUGGAUGGAAGCCACCCUUGUCCGUUCGCCUGAGUGUCUCAGGAGCAGCCCCAGCAGCCACUCCUUCUGUCCCCAGCGACAGCCAGUGCAAUGCGCGUGGUCCCUCCCCACGCUCCCCAGCUUCUGUUGUGGUCUUUGUGCUACUGACUGUCUGUGGAACUUGAAUCCUGACCCCCCACCCCACUGUAGAGCCAGGGCCCCUCUAAUGGCCACACCCCAGGGCUGGUCAGCCUGGCACACCUUUCCCUGGGGAGGGAGUCUGCAGUCCGGCCCCAUCACCCAGCCCCGAGCCCAGGCUAAAGCUGCUUAGAAGCCCAGGGCAUUUUGUCUGUAAGCCGUGGUGACUGCCCCCCUGGAUAUCUCUUCGCCGUGCCCACCAUUCCUGUCAGGCUACUCUAGGGCUCGUUCUGGAGAGGGUGUCUGUCUCCUGUCCUGAGUAACCCCUGGGGAUAGCUGGGAUGUUUGUCUGUCUGGGGCUGGGCUCUCUCCUGACGCUCCUGCAUAGCUGUACCCCUGCUUCUCCCUCAUUCAGGGAUCGCGUCUACCUUACGUACUUGCCCAAGCCUACAUUCCAGUGCGGUCAUACCGGUGGGUGUUUGUUGAUGGUGUAUUUUUUUGUUUUUUUUAAUACAAUUUUCUCAGUAGACUAAGGGAAGAAAGAUGCUUGUGUUUUUAGGAAGUGUGAUACUUUUCUUUGCCUACCAAACUGUUUUAUGGAAUAUAUCUUUAUAUUAAAGUUGUUUGUGUUUUGUUUGGGGUCACUAUCAA
Molecule: messenger RNA, 2479 nt
Organism: Loxodonta africana (African savanna elephant)
Lineage: Eukaryota; Metazoa; Chordata; Mammalia; Proboscidea; Elephantidae
Gene: TSPAN14
Product: tetraspanin 14
Exons: 9
Coding region: 127-939 (270 amino acids)
Cellular component (GO): plasma membrane
Source: RefSeq, a predicted model, not a curated record